Messenger RNA from Penicillium vulpinum, 495 nucleotides. RefSeq lists its product as uncharacterized. The record is from RefSeq and is a predicted model, not a curated record. The transcript has a single exon. Lineage: Eukaryota; Fungi; Ascomycota; Eurotiomycetes; Eurotiales; Aspergillaceae. The coding region runs from base 1 to 495 and encodes 164 amino acids.
AUGGAUCCCAAAUAUAGUGUUACAAUCUGCAAUCAGUCAGGGGUGACUCAAACCUAUGUUGUCUUCUCUGGACCCCCCACCAUCAACCCAGCACCACAUCUCGUCCAGACGAACGUGAUGUUUGUUCUCCGCGAAGUCGCUGGCGACGGAGGCCAAGCUUACUUUACUAUGCCUAGCACAUCCCUCUUCGCAAUAUGUGGUACCUUCGAUGGGCGAAGUAAACAUGACUCGUUACAGUUCGAAGUGUUGGAUAGCGUGCCCGUGAAAUUGGGUACCCGAGCGGACGAUGGAACACUGAUAUACGGAACAACAUGCGCUAUGGUUGUACCUCAUUCCUCGCCAAUGUUUUCGGAGACAUCUCCAACAACCCCUUCAGGGGGUCUGGGUUCAUUCUGCGUUAGAACGAAAAAGGAUUUCACUGCCAAGCAGGCAGUUGCAGGUGAGCAGUCGUUCCGCAUAUUCUUUGAAAAAGGCCCUGCCCAUCAAGACAUGUAG